UGCGAGUCACGCCUGCUCAAACAUUCGGCUUAGCCAUCUUGCUUCCAUCGGCCAUUCGCCACUCGACUUCUACCGCUUCGAUUCCAAAGGAGAGAUCUCGCAUUUGCAUAGCUGCUGAAUCCCUCCUCCUCCGGCUAUUUUUUCUCAGAUCUAAUCCCUUUCCACCACCGGAACCAUGAAUCCCGAAUACGACUAUCUCUUCAAGCUUCUUCUCAUCGGGGAUUCUGGUGUUGGGAAAUCCUGUCUCCUUCUAAGAUUCGCAGAUGAUUCAUACAUAGAGAGUUACAUAAGCACCAUUGGGGUCGAUUUUAAAAUUCGGACUGUGGAGCAAGAUGGGAAGACUAUUAAGCUUCAAAUUUGGGACACUGCUGGUCAAGAGCGAUUCAGGACUAUCACAAGCAGUUACUACCGUGGGGCACAUGGAAUCAUCAUUGUCUAUGAUGUCACAGAUCAAGAGAGCUUCAACAAUGUGAAGCAAUGGUUGAAUGAGAUUGAUCGCUAUGCCAAUAACAAUGUGAACAAACUCCUAGUUGGGAACAAGUGUGAUCUUACUGCAAACAGAGCCGUUCCAUAUGAAACAGCCAAGGCUUUUGCUGAUGAAAUUGGGAUUCCUUUUAUGGAGACGAGUGCAAAAGAUGCCACCAACGUGGAACAGGCUUUCAUGGCUAUGGCUGCUGCCAUCAAGGAAAGGAUGGCAAGCCAACCAGCAGCGAACAACGCAAGGCCACCGACGGUGCAGAUCAGAGGCCAGCCUGUUGCCCAGAAAAGCGGUUGCUGCUCCUCUUGAAGCUAAAAAAUGACAUAGAAGCGUGUUCUAGUUAGACCAAGACACCAUUUCUCCUCUCUCUCUCCCCUGAUUGCAAGCCAAACCCAUUAAAUCUGUGUCGCUCAUCCUCCACUCCCUCGACAUUCCCUUAUUUAAAGAAAAAGUUUGUUUUUCUCACCUCAACACUAUUCUACUAUUUCAUUCAUUGCCUUACAGGGUAUACUUGCUUUCGUGACCGUGUCUGUAACUGUAAGACAUUGGUUCCUCUUUAAUGAUUGACUUGUUUCUCUUUGUU
Molecule: messenger RNA, 1061 nt
Organism: Tarenaya hassleriana
Lineage: Eukaryota; Viridiplantae; Streptophyta; Magnoliopsida; Brassicales; Cleomaceae
Product: ras-related protein RABD2a-like
Exons: 8
Coding region: 176-787 (203 amino acids)
Molecular function (GO): GTP binding; GTPase activity
Source: RefSeq, a predicted model, not a curated record